GUCCAGCAAACUGGUUUUAAUGAAUCCAUUGAAUUCAUUAUAUUUCGAUCUUCUUUCUCUUUUAACCUGAGGCGUGCGAGACUUAAAAGUCCCCCCCAUAGCUUUCUUGACACCUCUCUCUCUCUCAUCUAAUCUGAAUUCUAAUCUCAUAUCUUCUUCCUCUUUCGCUCUCGUCACAAACUCCCCCACAACUACAUUCCCCAAAUUAAACCAAACACUCGAGGAUUAUAUACUGUCGUCUGCAUUUCCUGGUUCACCAUUUCUGCUCAAUUCCUUUUAUGUUAAAAUUAUUAAUUCGAGAGAGAGAGAGAGAUUAUUAACAUUGUGUGUGUAUAUAUAUAUAGAUAUAUAUAUAGAGAGAGAGAGAUAUGGGGGCUUUAACGAGAGUGUUGAAUUUUUCGGUGCCGAGAAAAAGCCUUCCGGCGGGGUUUCCGGCGCCGCCGAUUUUGGUCUUCUGGGAGGGAAUGGGAAUCGGCGGUGGGGUCAAAUCGGUACUGGCGGCGGCCGGCGGGGUGUUGAACAGAAUCGCGAGCUUCAUUGUCUUCAUUCUUCUCGACAUUCUUGAUUUCCUUCUCUGCUACGCCUACAAAGCCGCCGACAUUUUGAUCGAAUCGGAAUGGAAGCCCUGCUACUGCUGCUCGCCGAAGGAGGCGAUCGCCGGCGCCGGCGGCAAGAUCUUCGUGUCGGAGCAGCGGGAGUCGAGGGUCGUCCGCUUGACUUGCUGCAGUAAGCUGCAGCUCGAGGAAGUCUCCGACACGCUCUACGCGAGGCCGUCGUUGGUGUCAGAGGUCUCCCAAUCCACCAUCGUCGAGUACUCCUCCCGGCGCCGGCGGCCGUCGUACACCACCGUGAACUCCACCGUCGUCGAAAUGCUUCAGGGCCGGAUCAACAGGAAGCCUCAGACCGCCCCCCGGUGGUCCGAUUGCGAUUGCGAAACCUGCCAUUCUUGGAGCUCCUCGUCGUCCUGUAAGGAAACCCUAUUCGUCAGAGCCGACGGAGCCAAAGAUAACGUUCAAGAAGAUGUAGUGUUCAUUCACGGCUUCAUUUCGUCGUCUUCCUUCUGGACAGAAACCCUUUACCCCAAUUUCUCCAAAUCGACAAAAUCCAAAUACAGAUUACUGGCGGUGGAUCUUCUAGGGUUUGGGAGAAGCCCUAAACCUGCCGAUUCACUCUACACUUUGAGGGAGCAUUUGGAGAGGAUCGAAAGGUCUGUUCUUGAAGCAUAUAAAGUCGAAUCAUUCCACAUUGUUGCCCAUUCUCUUGGCUGCAUUUUAGCCCUCGCACUUGCUGUCAAGCAUCCUGCCUCUGUCAAGUCAUUAACCUUACUUGCACCUCCAUACUUUCCGAUCCCAAAGGGGCAGCCGCAGCCGCCGGCGCCGGCGCAAUACAUGAUGAGGCGAGUGGCGCCGCGGCGGGUCUGGCCGCCGAUAGCCUUCGGCGCGGCGGUGGCGUGCUGGUACGAGCAUCUCUGCCGGACCGCCUGCCUCCUCGUCUGCAAGAACCACCGUCUCGUCGAAUCACUCGUCAAACUCUUCACCAGAAACAGGAUGAGGACAUACUUGAUCGAAUGUUUCUUUCUGCACACGCACCACGCGGCGUGGCACACUCUACACAAUGUUAUUUGCGGAACGGCCGGGAAGAUAGAAGGAUACUUGGAUGAUGUCCGGGAUCGACUCAAAUGCGAUAUAACGAUAUUUCACGGCGAAGACGAUGAACUCAUCCCAGUCGAAUGCAGUUACAACGUGCAAUCGAGGAUCCCUAGAGCCCAUGUUAAGGUUGUCCAAGGCAAAGAUCAUCUCACCAUUGUUGUCGGGAGGCAGAAGGCCUUUGCAAGGGAGCUCGAGUCAAUAUGGGAAAGUGCAAACGGUUAAUAUAUAUAUAUAUAACAUAGACAUAUAUAUAGUUGAGUUUUUAGAUGAAAAAUAAUCCCAAAGUUGAUGAUAAUAUGCAUGUUAUGACAUAAUCUGAAGAGAUUGGAAUUAAUUAAUUAAUUAAUAAUAGGGUUAAGGGGAAACCAAGAAAAAAAAAUUAAAAAUUUAAGGGGCUAUAUAUAUAUAAUUUUUUUUUUUCUGGGUUUAAUUAAUAUUUGGAUUUUUGGUUUAUUGUUUUAAUUUUCUUUUAUUGUCGUCAGUGUAGUUGUUAGGGUUUAUUGAUAUACAUAUGUUGCAAUAUCACUCGCCAAAUAUUGCUGUGGUGAAAGUGUUGUUAUUACAUUAUGUGAUAUAUUUCCUUAUGCUAGAGAA
Molecule: messenger RNA, 2243 nt
Organism: Andrographis paniculata
Lineage: Eukaryota; Viridiplantae; Streptophyta; Magnoliopsida; Lamiales; Acanthaceae
Product: probable lysophospholipase BODYGUARD 1
Exons: 4
Coding region: 369-1871 (500 amino acids)
Source: RefSeq, a predicted model, not a curated record